Messenger RNA from Cricetulus griseus (Chinese hamster), 608 nucleotides. The record is from RefSeq and is a predicted model, not a curated record. NCBI's taxonomy places the organism in Eukaryota, Metazoa, Chordata, Mammalia, Rodentia, Cricetidae.
AGCUCUUUCUGGUCUUGGCUCCAAGAUGACGAAAAAUGGACAUUCCAAAAAAGGCCACGGCUAUGUGCAGCCAAUUCGCUGCAUGAACUGCUCCCGGUGCAUCCCCAAGGAUAAGGCCAUUAAGAAGUCAGUCAUUUGGAACAUUGGAGAGGCCGCUGCUGUCAGGGACAAAUCUGAAGCAAGUGUCUUAGACGCUUACGUGCCUCCCAAACUCUAUGUCAAGCUGCAUUACUCUGGGAGCUGUGCUAGUCAUAGCAAAGUAGUCAGGAAUCGAUCUCGGGAAGCCCAGAGGGACCAAACACCCCCACCAUGAUUUAGACCUGCUGGUGCUGCACCACAGCCUCCACCAAAGCCCAGGUAAAGAUAUGGUUUCAUGAAGACAGAAGAAAAACACCUUGGAAAAAUAAAAUGGGACUUUAUGUAGCAAAAAAAUAAAAAGAAAAGAAAAAAAAGAAAAGAAAGAAAUAAGUGCGAAGUAACAAAAUGUUAAAAAUAGAAGUGGGGAUAACUGAAAUGUGGGGCAAUUAUAUUCCAGACAAUUAAAAUAAAAUGGAAGAAUGCAUUCAGUAAAGAGUGUGAUGGGAGAUGAUCAUUAACUCCAGGAAAAA